Messenger RNA from Elephantulus edwardii (Cape elephant shrew), 1485 nucleotides. It is a transcript of the gene PPP2R5A, whose product is annotated as protein phosphatase 2, regulatory subunit B', alpha. Gene Ontology annotation, biological process: signal transduction; protein dephosphorylation. The record is from RefSeq and is a predicted model, not a curated record. Gene Ontology annotation, molecular function: protein phosphatase activator activity. Gene Ontology annotation, cellular component: protein phosphatase type 2A complex; nucleus; cytosol. The coding region runs from base 1 to 1485 and encodes 494 amino acids. NCBI's taxonomy places the organism in Eukaryota, Metazoa, Chordata, Mammalia, Macroscelidea, Macroscelididae. The transcript is spliced from 13 exons.
AUGUCGUCAUCGUCGCCACCGCCGGCGGGGGCUGCCAGCGCCGCCAUCUCGGCCUCGGAGAAAGUGGACGGCUUCACCCGGAAAUCGGUGCGCAAGGCGCAGAGACAGAAGCGCUCGCAGGGCUCGUCUCAGUUCCGCAGCCAGGGCGUCCUGGCGGAGCUGCUCCCCUUACCCCAGCUCAAAGAUGCCACAUCAAAUGAACAACAAGAGCUUUUCUGUCAGAAGUUGCAGCAGUGUUGCAUACUGUUUGAUUUCAUGGACUCUGUCUCAGACUUGAAGAGCAAAGAAAUUAAAAGAGCAACACUAAAUGAACUGGUUGAGUAUGUUUCAACUAAUCGUGGUGUAAUUGUUGAAUCAGCGUAUUCUGAUAUAGUAAAAAUGAUUAGUGCUAACAUCUUCCGGACCCUUCCUCCAAGUGAUAACCCAGAUUUUGACCCAGAAGAAGAUGAGCCCACACUUGAGGCCUCUUGGCCUCAUAUUCAAUUGGUGUAUGAAUUCUUCUUGAGGUUUUUGGAGAGUCCUGAUUUCCAGCCUAGCAUUGCAAAGAGAUAUAUUGAUCAGAAGUUUGUACAGCAGCUCCUGGAGCUUUUUGAUAGUGAAGAUCCCAGAGAACGUGACUUUCUGAAGACUGUUCUACAUCGAAUUUAUGGGAAAUUUCUUGGAUUAAGAGCAUUCAUCAGAAAACAAAUUAAUAACAUUUUCCUCAGGUUUAUAUAUGAAACAGAACAUUUCAAUGGUGUUGCUGAACUCCUAGAAAUAUUAGGAAGUAUUAUCAAUGGCUUUGCAUUGCCACUGAAAGCAGAACAUAAACAGUUUCUAAUGAAGGUUCUUAUUCCUAUGCAUACUGCAAAAGGAUUAGCUUUGUUUCAUGCUCAGCUAGCCUAUUGUGUUGUACAGUUCCUGGAAAAAGAUACAACAUUAACAGAACCAGUGAUCAGAGGAUUGCUAAAAUUUUGGCCAAAAACAUGCAGUCAGAAAGAGGUGAUGUUUUUAGGAGAAAUUGAAGAAAUCUUAGAUGUCAUUGAACCAACACAGUUCAAAAAAAUUGAAGAGCCACUUUUUAAACAAAUAUCCAAGUGUGUGUCCAGUUCUCAUUUUCAGGUUGCAGAAAGGGCAUUAUACUUCUGGAAUAAUGAGUAUAUUCUUAGUUUGAUUGAGGAGAACAUAGACAAAAUUCUGCCAAUUAUGUUUGGCAGUUUGUACAAAAUCUCCAAAGAACACUGGAACCCGACAAUUGUAGCACUGGUAUAUAACGUGCUGAAAACGCUAAUGGAAAUGAAUGGCAAGCUUUUUGAUGACCUUACUAGCUCAUACAAAGCUGAAAGACAGAGAGAGAAAAAGAAGGAAUUGGAACGUGAAGAAUUAUGGAGAAAGUUAGACGAGCUAAAGUUAAAGAAAGCUCUAGAAAAGCAGAACAGUGCUCUAGAAAAGCAGAACAGCCCUUACAAUAUAAACAAUAUUCUCAGCAAUUCAAGUGCUGAUUAA